Myotis brandtii (Brandt's bat) is the source of this 2174-nucleotide messenger RNA. RefSeq names its product CD3e molecule, epsilon associated protein (gene POLR1G). Lineage: Eukaryota; Metazoa; Chordata; Mammalia; Chiroptera; Vespertilionidae. Bases 536 to 1903 code for a protein of 455 amino acids. The transcript is spliced from 3 exons. The record is from RefSeq and is a predicted model, not a curated record. Gene Ontology annotation, biological process: transcription by RNA polymerase I.
UCGGCGGCGGGGCUGGGGCUGGGGCGGCUUAGCUAGGGAUCAGCGGGAGCGGUGGGUGCCGGGAUGGCGGGGACCCCGUCCGGAGGUGAGUUGCUUCAGGGCGGGCCGACGGGGUGCAGAAGGCUGGCUGGCGGGAGGGGGAAGGGGCGCCGGGAGCGCCUGGACGGAAGAAGGGGCAUCCCCGGAAACAGGACCUGCGAAAAGCAUGCCCCGAGGAAGGCGGGCUGGGGGCACUGGAGGGAGUUGGGCCGGAGAGAGGAUAUCUUGGGAGGGCGACCAGUGUAGAAAAGAGCCCCCCAGGAUUUGGACCAGUGGAGAUAAAGGGUCUCCGUGGAACCGGCCGUGAGAGAGACCGGGUGCUACUCGGUUCUCUUGUCCCCCCAACUUUACCGCGACGCCCCCAUCCUCAGAGUCCACUCGUUUCUCCUUGGAGGCGCUGACGGGCCCGGAUACGGAACUGUGGCUUAUCCAGGCCCCUGUAGACUUCGCCCCAGACUGCCUCAAUGGGCGGCUGGUGCCUCUCUCUGGCUCCCACAUGGUGAAGGGCAAGGUGGCAGGCAAGCGGCACCGCUAUCGGGUCCUCAGCAGCGGCAGCCCCCAAGCUGGAGAAGCAACCCUGCUGGCCCCCUCCGCAGAGGCAGAAGGCGGACUCACCUGCGCCCCAGCCCCCAAGGGCAGCCUAAGGAUCUUAGAGGGUCCCCAAGAAUCCUUAUCGGGGAUCCCGCUGCAACCCAUUCCCACCAGCCCCCCACCACAGAUCCCGCCUGGCCUGAGGCCUCGGUUCUGUGCCUUUGGAGGCAGCCCGCCAGUCACAGGGCCUGGGUCAGCCUUGGCACCGAGGUCACCGGCCUCAGGGAAGAGGAAAAAGAAGAGGCACGUGUCUGAGGCCUCCGUUCCUCAGGAGGCAGUGAAUGGGCACGGGACCCUGGAGGUGGACACAGCUUUGGGGCCCCCAGAGAUGGAUGUGGGGAAGAAGAAAAAGCAGCAUCCCAAUGAACUGGAGGCGAUGAAGCCGGAGCCCGGGGCUGAGGUGCUGGAACCGCUGGGAGUGCUGGUCCCAUCCACCAGCAAGAAGAAGAAAAAGAAGCCUAAAGAGACAGAAAUGGGGGUGCUGGAGCCAGAAGAAAAGACUGUGGAGCUGGAACUCAUGGUUAAAACCGAACCUCUGCAAGAGACAGUCCUAUCCCCCACCAAGAAGAGGAAGAGACACAAGGGGACAGAAGGGAUGGAGGCUGUGGAGGGGAUGAGAGCUGAGUUUCAGCUACAGGUGAAGGAGGAGCCACAGGAGGAGGCCAUCCCACUGCUGUGCUCGAAGAAGAAGAAGAAAGGAAAGGGGCACAGGGUGCUGGUGGAGCCAGGGACUGAGGCUGUGGAGCCAGAGAUGAGCACCCUGGAGCUCCCAGGGGAGAGGAUGGAGCCUGAACUGCCACGGGGUGAGGUUGAGCCACAGGCCGAGGCAGCUCUGGCGUCCACCAAAAAGAGGAAGAAAAAGGAAAAAUGGCAAAGCCCGAUGAUGGAGCCAAAGACAGAGGUGGUGGAGCCCCAGGAAGAGGUGAUGGUGCCUGGGCUGCCAGGCGAUCUUGAGCCUCAGGCAGCUCUAGCAUCCCCCAAGAAGAAGAAGAAAGAAAGAGGGCACAGAGGGACAGAGCCAGGGACUGAGGCGACUGGCCCACGAGGUGAGAUGACGGAGCCUGAGGCCAGGGCAGAUCCAGCGUCCACCAAGAAGAGGAAGAAGUGGGGCCAGGAAAGUGGGGUGCCGGAGACGGCAUCCCAGGAGGGGGUGCCGGAGACGGCAUCCCAGGAGGGGGUGCCAGAGCCGCCACUGAAUCCAGAGUCUGGGGAGGUGGCUCCCACGAGACGGGAGAAGAAGAAAAAGAAAAAGCUGCAGCAGGAUCCUGCGUAGUCUCCUCCAGGGAAACGGACAACUGCUAAGGAAAGCUGAGGUGGGCCCCUGGGCCGUCAGAGCCGAGCAGAGAAGAACCCCUUCCUGUUGCAGCAGCACACGAGCAGGAGCCUGGCGGGAAAAUGCUUUAUUGUUACACUGGGGGCCUCCUGGGCAGCUGAGGUCAUCGGGGCACUUUCAAGAAGGGCUCGUGGAGGACAUCAAACAGCCUGCGGGCCUGGGUGGGGGAGAGAGCAGGGAGCCAGUCAUUAAAUGAGCCAUUUGUUCGGUA